AUUACUAGGUACCUAUUGUGUUUACCUUAUACGAUGAUAGAACAGUUAUGAUCAUAGUAUUCUUAACAAAGAUAAGAUAUUGUGUAGAUGUAAUACGCAGAUCCAUUAUCCUUUUUUUCGUAUUUAUACAAUUUUAAAUAUUAAUGUCAAAAGAAAAGCAAAAUAAUAAAUUAUAAGAUUCACUGGAAGCUUUGCGGAAAUUUCUUGUCGACCUGUAAAAAAAAUACUACAAAUGCCUAAAUGGUUUCUAAUUCAAAGGUUUCUGCAAGUGCGUCUUUCAACAUGUCUCUUUAUCACACUAUGUCUUAUUGCUGUAAUCCAAUUCUUUGCAUCAUAUGGUUACUACAACUAUGAUCAUUUGGCACAAGAAAGUUUGCGCCAUCAUCUUUAUGUACAAUAUAAUCCAAAACUUAUAACGAAGAAAUCAAAACCAGACUGUAGAUACAAUGAUGUUCUACAAAAUGAUAAAUCAAUACAUAGUUGGGAAAUACCAAGAACAUAUAAUGAUUUUUUACCAAAUGGUAUUAUAAAUGGAAGCUAUACUCCUGAAGAUUGCACUCCUCUUUUUAGUGUUGCUAUUCUAGUAACAUACAGAAACCGGCAAAGUCAAUUGGACAUAUUUAUCCCUUACAUGCACAGCUUUUUGAAAAAACAAAACAUACAUUACAAAAUAUAUGUAAUUGAACAACAAGAUGAAAGACUGUGGAACAAAGGCUUACUAUACAAUAUUGGAGCGAGGCAAGCUAUGAUGGACAAGUUUCCAUGUCUUAUUUUGCAUGAUGUUGAUCUCUUGCCUCUAGAUGAAAGUAACCUCUAUGUGUGUUUAAAACAACCUCGGCACAUGAGUGCGAGUAUAGAUAAAUUUAGAUUUGUACUAAUUUACAAAUCAUUGGUUGGUGGUGUCUUAGCUAUUACAUCAGACCAGUAUAAGGAGUUGAAUGGCUUCUCAAACAGGUUUCAAGGUUGGGGUGGGGAAGAUGAUGAUUUUGCUGGGCGAAUAUCAAAGCACAAUCUUGAAAUAUUGAGAUUUCCCCCACACAUGUCAAGAUAUACAAUGCUACUUCACAAACAAGAACAUAAAAAUGAUGACCGCCAUCGCAUUAUGGUGGAGAACGAACACAAUACUCAAAAAGAUGGAUUGAACUCUAUUCGCUAUAAAGUCAGCAACAUUAAGAAUCACAGACUAUUCACAAUGAUCAAAGUAAGGUUAUGAUUAAACUACUAGCUAUUAGAUAUAUGAGCCAUCAGUAAAGUCAUAGGUUGAUAGAUGUUUAAUAUAGAAUUCAUGUGUGCAUUCAGAGGAUUUUCAAAAUAUAUAUUUCAACUUGUUGUCUCCUCCUCUGUAAUAUGAUACUGACACUAUAUACCAUUGCUUACUAAGGGCUGUAAAUUUAAGAUCUGGUGUUCGAAUAGUAGGUUGAGCCUAUAAAAGUUAUUCGGUGUUAUCUGUCAAGAAAUUAUUAGGCACUUGUGCCUGGUUGUGCCCGUAAAAGCCUUGGUCCUGACCUGAUCUCACUCAACAAGCCUAACUGCCUUCCAGUCGGUUUAGGAGUCAGGGAAUAGUCUCCUGAGCAUAAUCGUGUUUUUGAUGUUUGUGUGAUUUGCAGCCAUGGCUGAAUUUCGGUCAGGACAUUAAGGACUGGAUAUUCGUGACAUGCCAUCGUUUGAGUUACUUUAAUUGUUGCCAUAGUCAUAGGUAACGUCCAGUCAAGCACGGUCAUUGAUGUAUAUCCACCUCUUAGUUACAUCAUACGUAGGUUUUUUAUAGGGUUUAUCAUAUUCAUCAUAUUCAUGUUUGAAUGUUAUAAUAAAUAAAAUUUUUGAGUAAUAUUCUAUUCUACUCUAAAAUUUUGUUGUUAAAUUUUUUGUAUAUAAAAGAUAAAAGACAUGGAAAGAUAGCAAAUGGCGUCUCUUAUAGCACUCAAAACUAAAUGUGUUUAGUAUUUAAAAUUAGAUAUAUCUCUGCAUAUAAUAGUUACAUGUCUAACACUCAACUCAAAUAUUAUUUACUCAAUAUUAAUAGUAUAUAAAUAAAGUAUGAAAAAUAUUAUAAACAUGUUAACUUAAUAAGUUCAAAGCUGCAAAUGUUGCCAGGUGAUUUAUAAAUUAACUAUUUUCUCUGUAGUGACAUUGCAAUUGGUAAAUGAUUUUCUUGUAAUACUCGAGUUAUACCUUGAGACGUUUCACACUAGAUUAAGUAAUGAUGUCACAAAUAUUACUUACUGCAACUGUACAAGUCUAAACGAUAACAUAAGAUCUAUCUCGUGUUUUGCACAUUUUUUAUAUUAAAGAGAAUGACCAAAAAUGUAUGGACUUUGGUCCAAAUGUCUAAAUCAAUUACUAAAUACCGAGUCAUUAUAACCAGACCGCAACAACAAAUAUGCAGUCAGUGAAAUGUAAAUAACUGAAUCAAAAGUCAUGUCUUUUUUUACCUUUCUAUGCAAAAAAUAUCGUUAGUAUAAUACGGUCCAUCGCACAUUUUGAACUAAACUACGCGUUUUAUGUCAUGCCGCUUGGUAUCCCUCGUUAGGUUUUCGCUGAAAAAGAUUAACUUUAUUAUAUAUUAAUUAAUUUGACCAAAAGGCCCGGAAGAAAGAAAACACAACGCGUGUUCCAGGUACCCAGACGCGUUUCAAGUAGUACCAGAUACCUGGGUACCUGGUACUCAGGUAAAAACCGCUUGCAUUAGUGCUCUAGCACAUUAUUUGCUAAGUGCGAAAGGGAUAAAAAAUAGUGUUAUCUUUAAUUUGCGCGGGGUUAUCGGUGAAUCAUCAUUACCGUCGCAUAAAGAGUAGCUACGCACAAUUAAAAUGGAUUUAAAUAAAUAGUGAAGCAAUAAAAGUUACUAUUAUUAUUUUUCAUAUAGUCAUAACAUUUACUGACAGCUUAUUUUUUUUUUGUCUCGUACUAAAAGUUACUCUUUGUUUAGUGGACUAUAAGUCUACGAAGGUCUCGUUAGUUGUGGAUAUUUGACGAGCCGGUUGGCGUGGUUAGUGGAUAUUAGGUCCUUACAUAUGAAAUUAGUGUUUUGUCGUAAUGACCACUUUGAUCUCAAUUAUCUCCUUUUUGGUUAAGAAUAAUAAAUUCAUUUAGCUGGUACAUUUGAGUUUUGGAAACAGUCAUUCAUUUGUUUUUUCCUCAUUAUUUUUUUCUUUGGCGACGCUUAUUACCGCACAAUGGAAAACAUGAAAUAUCGGUGCAGAAACAGCUCGAAGGAUUAAUGACGUGUACUGCGCUGGUGUCGCAAAAGAACGUACCGUGCUACGUUUUUGGUUUCAACGUUUUCGUUCUGGAAAUUUCGCCCUUCAGAACCAACCCCGUGGACGGCUGGAGACCAAAGUGGAAAAUGAAGAAUUAAAGGCUAUUGUGGAAGCGGAUCCAUCAUCCAUCCAUCACAAAGCACUUCAGAGAUAGUUGCAGGCUUCAGGGUAAGUAAUAAAACUGUAUUAAUCCACUAGAGUCCUAAUAGCAUCAUCUCCUGAAGAGCUGCAUUUAAUUAUGAGCCGUGUUAAUGAGUGCAGUGAAAACGCUGGUCUGAGGAUGAACCUAUCAAAAACGAAGAUCAUGGUGUUAUCUAAACAUAGCUUCGAUGACAUUGCUAUCAUUGUAGCAGGCCAAAAAAUUGAGAGGGUGCGCAAGUACAAAUAUCUGGGGACAUGGCUUAAUGACACCUGGAGCUGUGAACAGGAGGUAAAGACUCGCAUCGAAAUAGCUCGAAGUGCCUUCGCACGUUAAAAAAGGAAUUUUCAAUCGCAGACUUAAGAUCCCUGUGCGCAUACGACUCCUACAUUGUUACAUCUGGCCUAUACUUCUUUAAGGAUUCGAGGCGUGGACACUUAAAGAAGACCUCAAGAAACGUAUAGAAGCUUUCGAGAUGUGGGCAUAUAGACGUAUGUUGGCCAUUAGUUGGACUCAAAAGGUCUCGAACGUGGAAGUUUUGCGACGCGUCAACCAAAAACGGCAACUUUUGGAGACUGUCAAGAGAAAAGUUGCAUAUCUCGGACACGUGCUUAGGCAUGAAAGAUAUGAACUUUUGCAACUGAUUAUGAUGGGAAAAGUUGCCGGAAGGAGAGCUGUUGAGCGCAGAAAAAAGUCUUGGCUGUGCAACAUCCGUGAAUGGACGGGAAUCGCGAGUGCUGCUGAACUCUUUCGCCUCGCGAUGAACAAGAAGGAGUAUUUAAAACUGACUGCCAACCUUCGCUAGUCGGAGUGGCACUCGAAGAAGAAGAAUCCACUAGAAGCAAAUCGGGAAAGUAUAGAAAUUGAACGAUGCGUCGACUGCUGUGUUACUUUGCUUAACUGUGUCAGUUAAUGAAGGGAUUUUAAAUCGAAUCAUUAUUUGUGAUGAAAAGUGGAUACUGUACGAUAACCGGAAGCGCUCGUCGCAAUGGCUGAACCCUAGAAACCUAGCCAAAUCCUGCCCUAAACGAAAAUUGACUCAGAAAAAGUUACUUGUGAGUGUUUGGUGGCCUAGCGCCGGUGUCGUUCACUACAGCUUUCUAAAAUCUGGGCAAAUGAUUACGGCAGAUAUCUAUUGUCAGCAUCUGCAAACCAUGAAGGAAAAACUAGCUGCUAAACAACCGAGAUUGGUCAAUCUCUCUAGGCCACUGCUGCUUUACGACAACGCAAGACCACACACUGCACAACAAACAACCACUAAGUUAGACGAGCUACAGUUAGAAUGUCUGCGACAUCCACCGUACUCCCCGGACCUUGCUCCAUACAGAUUACCAUUUUUUCCGGAAUUUAGACAACUUCUUACAAGGAAAAAAAUUCAACUCCGAUGCGGCAGUCCAAAUUGCAUUCAAAGAGUUUAUUGAUUUCCACCCAUAACACAAUGCUUUUUUUAGUAAAGGGAUCAAUGAACUACCUAUGAGAUGGCAAAAGUGCAUAGAUAACAUCGGUGCAUACUUUGAUUAAUUAAAUAUAUUUUACAAAAAAAAGACUUUAUAUUCCUUCCGUACAAAACGCCAAUUUCAUAUGUAAGGACCUAAUACUUGCCUUUCAUGCCGAAGGUUGUGGGUUCGAUUCCCACCCAGGACAGAUAUUUGUGUGCAUAAACAUAUCUGUUUGUCCUGAGUCUGGGUGUAAUUAUCUAUAUAAGUAUGUAUUUACAAAAGAAAAAUAAUAUAUAUAGUAUAUCAGUUGUUUGGUUUCCAUAGUACAAGCUGUGUACAAGCUUAAUUUGGGAUCAGAUGGCCGUGUGUGAAAAAUGUCCCAGGAUAUUAUUAUUAUAUUUGGACCACUUUUGGUCAUUCUCCUUUAAAUAUCUUCUGCACCAAAAUAAGUUAUAUGUUAUUGCAAUAAUUCACUUAGUCAAUGUUGAACACUUAGGUCGUAAAAUCAGUCUUAUCGUUAUAAAUAUAUCAGUAACAAAUCUAAAUGGUCCCCGAGAUGGUCAUUUAAAACUUUAGAAGAGAGACGGGAAUACAAAAUAGCCGUUUCGUAACCGUCUCCAACCUUUUUCAAUUAAAAUAGUUUGAUAUUAAUAAACAAUGUUUAAAUUAAGCUUUUAUCUUAAUCUUUCUACAAAAAUAUUAUUGAGCAAACUAUUUAGCUUGAUAAUGAAGUUGAAUAAAAGCUUGUAUGUAAUCAGAUAAGUUUCCGACGCUCAAUUUUUAAGUUUAGUUUUAUUUUUAUUGCGGGUUUAUAAUAUAUUUAUUUCUAUAAAUAUCUCUCUGUAUUCAUUAUUAUGUUAAAUUGAUUGGUAUCAAAAAUUUAUAUGUAUAUUUACUGUAAUUAAGAACUUUAAAGCUAUAAGCUUAAGCUUAAAAGCUUUAAAGUAUAUGAGGCUGUCUGUUUUUUAUUUAUACAUCAAAUUCAAUAGUUCCUUUAAAUAUUUUUGUAUAUUUAAGAGCGUUUAUACUAGAUUAGCCCGUUACGCAGGUUUUCUCUAAAAGUCAUGAAUAUUUUCUACAUUGGAAAAUCCUACAUUAAAACCACUGAUAUUUGACGAAUUAAAUAAGUCAUGUUUAAAUGAGCCCUAAGUUAUUCCUGUAAAAACUACAAAGGCGAACAGACUUCUUACUCUAGCCAAUGAUAUUUUUUUAAUAUUCGUAUAUUUUAUUAUUUUAGAAAAUAAGUAACUUUAACUAAGCAGAAUCCAGAAUAUUAAACUUAAAGCAAUAUUUUUAAAUCUACAAAACUUCAUCUUUAACCGAAUAAAUACUCGUGCAAUAAUUAAGUUUGUCUUUAAAUUACGGAUAAAUCGUUUUGAUCAAAACUUAUUUUGUAUAUAAUUUAUUUUGUAUUUAUAUACAUUUUUUUCAUAGAUAUUUAAAGUUUAAAUUCUUCUGACGACAAUACAUUUUUACGGUACGCAUGACAAGAUUGUGCAGCUAGAUUUUUUUAUAAAGCUAUGAUAGCAGCCCGAACAGCUAUUUUUUUAAUCUGUGUAUCAUUAGAAAUUAACUACAAAUUUUGAAUAAAAUUACUCAUGACUAUUGCACUGCGUUUGUUAAUAGUAAUCAAAAACGGUUACCAUGAGGAAAAAUCGAUUUAAUUUUUUUCCUUAUUUUUUAUUUAUUUUAAAUAACUGCCUAUAUCCAAUAGGUAGUUUAUUAUUUCAGUAAUUUAUUAUGACUCGUAUGUUUGUAUUCGUUUGUUAUUUAUACCCACAAAACGUUACAGAAUAAUAAAAUGUAAUAGGAUCAAGACGUUUUAUUUCGUUUGGCUACUCUAGUCCUUAUGUAGUUGUGAUUAUACACACAUACGCACUCACAUCGCACACAAGUUUUUUUUUUUAUAGAAUAGGAAGUAAGUGGUCACCAACGCCGUCAAAAAGCCGAGAUGGCCCUGCGGUAAGAACGCGUGAAUCUUAACCGAUGAUCGUGGGUUCAAACCCGGGCAAGCACCACUGAAUUUUCAUGUGCUUAAUUUGUGAUUAUAAUUCAUCUCGUGCUUUACGGUGAAGGAAAACAUCGUGAGGAAACCUGCAUGUGUCUAAUUUCACUGAAAUUCUGCCACAUGUGAAUUCUACCAACCCGCAUUGGAGCAGCGUGGUGGAAUAAGCUCCAAACCUUCUCCUCAAAAAGAGGAGA
Nymphalis io (European peacock) is the source of this 7040-nucleotide messenger RNA. RefSeq names its product beta-1,4-N-acetylgalactosaminyltransferase bre-4-like. The transcript is spliced from 4 exons. Lineage: Eukaryota; Metazoa; Arthropoda; Insecta; Lepidoptera; Nymphalidae. The coding region runs from base 233 to 1213 and encodes 326 amino acids. Gene Ontology annotation, biological process: carbohydrate metabolic process; glycosphingolipid biosynthetic process. The record is from RefSeq and is a predicted model, not a curated record. Gene Ontology annotation, molecular function: N-acetyl-beta-glucosaminyl-derivative 4-beta-N-acetylgalactosaminyltransferase activity.